AUGCCGCUCAACAUUGAUGCCGCUCUAAUCAAAAAGGCCGCAAGAUUAUUAAAAGAUGAACAAUUGACUGCUGAACAACACAGUGCUUAUAAAUUACACGCUCAAAGACGUAUACAUUUUAAACGUUUAAAAAUACACAUAGAUAACCGUAAUGAACAAUGGAGUAUAGAUCUAGCAGAUUUAAAACAAUUAUUAGGGUAUAAUGAUCAAUAUCGUUAUCUUCUUGUGUGUAUUGAUAUUGCUACACGCUAUGCGUUCGUAAAACCCCUAAAAAAUAAAACUGCUAAUAAUGUGCGCAAAAAAUUCGAAGAAAUUUUAAGCGAGGCGGGUGGUGCGCCAAAAAAAAUUCAAGCUGACGAGGGUACAGAGUUUAACCAAAUAAAAAAAGAUCUUUCUAAAAAAUACGGCUUCACUCUGUUUCACACACAAAACCGCGAGACAAAGGCCGUGCACGCCGAACGUUUUAUCCGAACAUUUAAACAAAUGAUUACACGUUCGUUAACCACUUUGAACAUGGGGUACCGUUAUAUAAAAUACUUGCCCACAAUUGUAGAACGAUAUAACGAGGCGCCGUAUCGGGGUAUUUUUGGUGCGACCCCUGUAGAUUUGUAUGUACAUCAGAAAAUCCCAAAGAAUUUUCAAUUUCAGCUUGUAAAAAGAGAUUUAAAUACACACGCACAACCCACACCCGAUUUAUUACGCAAGGGGACUUGUGUGCACAUAGCGCAUAUCAAGAAUAAUAUGUUUGAAAAAUCUAGUUUACAACGUUGGGUAAAAGAAAUAUUUGUUAUUCAUAAAGUGUACAUUACCGAUCCUGUAACAUAUAAACUACAAGACAGUAAAGGUGAAGAUAUUAUGGGUAUAUUUUACCGCCAGGAAUUGCAAACAUUAAAAUGA
Molecule: messenger RNA, 897 nt
Organism: Paramuricea clavata
Lineage: Eukaryota; Metazoa; Cnidaria; Anthozoa; Malacalcyonacea; Plexauridae
Source: the annotation of a GenBank genome assembly